This is a messenger RNA of Austrofundulus limnaeus, 2152 nucleotides long. RefSeq lists its product as uncharacterized. Lineage: Eukaryota; Metazoa; Chordata; Actinopteri; Cyprinodontiformes; Rivulidae. The transcript is spliced from 3 exons. The record is from RefSeq and is a predicted model, not a curated record. Bases 124 to 1584 code for a protein of 486 amino acids.
UGAGCCUUUGAUGUAGAAGAAACCCGCCGGUUAGUUUUGUUACGAUGAGUUUAAGUAAAUUAUCGCGUUGAAAACGGAUUUUAACCUUUUAACCCUCGACAUGGAUCAUUUUUGAGAGGACUCAUGGGUGACUUUGAGGACACAGAUUUCUGUGUGGCGUCUUGGAGUUUUCUUGGAAAAAAGGCUUCAGAGAAAAAGAACCAAAAGCUUAAAAACAGCAGCCCCACAAAGACCCAGCCAGGCACCCAUAAGACGAAGAAAAAGACCAAAUUCAAAGAAGCGAUGUUGGAAAAGAAGGAAAGGAAGAAAGAAACCAGGAAGGAUAAAAACAAAGAGAAGAAGAAGAAGAAGAAAAAGAAAAAGAUGGUGGAGUUAGACGACCUCGUGUUCACACAGUGCGGCGGUGCACGAGCAGAACCUUUGAAAAAGCUCACACUAAUAAACCAGAACCAACACGAGGACCUAAAUCCUGAUCGYCUCCCAGAGACCUCCGCAAAGGAAGCGAAGAGACAAAAGCACGUGGCGUUUGCUUUAUUACCCUCCUACAUACGCGUCAAAYGCCCACACUUCGCCUCCUCGUCGCCCAAAGAAGCAGAAGCUGCGAGAGAAGGCGGCAGCCGCUCACAGGUCGCAUCGACGGGACCGACCCGGAGUCAGCCACAGGAGGAUCUUCAGUGCACCGGCGACGACGUCAACAGCCAGGAUCUGUUCAUCACCCAGAAGACGUUCAGAGCGUCGCCGUCCAGCAGCGAAGUCAGCGACGGAGCUGCGUCCCCGCCGGCGUUUGAGCUGCGACACGACAGACGGCAGGAGGUGAACCGGUGUCAAACGAAAGCAGACUCACAGGACUCCCGCUGGCUCGUACAGGAACCCAAGCUAAAGAUAAAAACAGAAGGAGCUUACGAGCUGCAACAGUGGGAAGAAAUGUCCUUCCAGACGCAGAUGAAGUUUAAAGUGAAUUUGCCCAAACAGGAAAAAGAAUCGGCGCGCGCUGAACCCAAAGCGGUGAACCCGUACAUGGAUGAGCCGUUCGUUAUAAACCCAACGCCGGACGCCGCUUCGUGCCUUCAGCACGUCAGCGAGACGCCGCAGCCUCUUCCGCGUACGGCGACUGUUUCCACGCAGACGGAAAACUUCUUCAGCGCCGAGCUCUCGCUCUACCUGGGCUUCUGCCGGGAACGCGGCGCGGCCGCGCGCGGCCAGGACCUGAAGCCUUUAGACCUGAGCCUGCCGCGGAGGGCGAGGAACGACGCGUCGACGCCAGGAGACGUCAGCAGCGACGGAGGCAAAGGCGCGUCCGCUUCCACGCGAAAGACGAACCUCUGUCGUCACGUCGAGGCGACGCCGAGCCCUCCGUCUGAAAAUGAAACCAAGUCUGCCGACAUGACGGCCUCCAGCGAGGACGACCACUUCUGUCGAUCCGGCAAGAGAGACCUGCUCCAGUGUCAGGUCGGAGCGGUUCAGCUGAGACUGAACAAACCUUUCUUCUUCAAGACGAAAGGAGACGGCCCGUCCCCUCGGCCCGACUCACCGCUCAUGAAACUUUCUCAGGGCAGAGACACAAAACGCAAAAAGCGCCGCUGAGGAAUUUGACGUGAAUCAACGAGCGGCCUCUUUUUUGUUUUUGACCAGAUGCUUGAACACAUCUGGAACAUGUUCCGUGUUCUUGUGUUUUAGUUUUCUCUACAUGAGUUCAGGUUGUAAAGGCUUCAAACAAUCUGUUAUAGAGUAGUUAUUACACGCAUAAGAUCUGAAAAUUAUUUCAAGUUUUUAAGUUGUGUUCGUUUUGUGAUUUUUGCAGCAUAUACAAGUUAGAGCUGCUGUUUAUUUAACGCAACAUCAAAUUGCAGCCGAUAGCAUUGUUCUGUGUAAAAUUAAUCUUAUUAAUUAAAAGUAAUUUAUCAGAAUGAAGUGGACGUUUUAGUUUUUAUUACACAACUGAUGUUUAUUYAGCACAGAUGUAAAUUUCUACAGUUAAUAAUUUUACAGCAGUUUGUUUUGCAGGUGUUAGGACAUGUUUAUUACGACAGAUUAUUAUUAUUAAUAAGGAAAAUCGGUACCUACAGUGUUAUAAACAGCAACAUGAAAUCCUGACAGAUAAAAUAAACUCAUUAUUAAGUUUUGUAACUAUCCAAGAAUAAACACACAGUUA